AUGGCGGGAAGCGAACUUCCCAAAUCGCUCUUAACAACGGGGUGUGAGGUGUGCAUACCAAAUCCAACUAACGCUGGUCAGUCUUUUCUUGAGCGUCUCCCUAACGAAUUGCACCGUAUGAUAUUCGAAGAGUGCGGCCUUUCUUCUAGAAAUACGCUUGUCCAAACGUGUCGUAAGCUGCGCUUUGCAGGCUUGAACUGCCGCCUUAAACGCCUUGAACGUGUAAAGCUAAAGGACACACUGGAGUUCCUAGAGGCUGAUUUACUCAUGCUAGCCAGCCAUCCAGACGCUGAGAUCAUCCGUACCCAUACCACCUGUCUGAGCAUCGCUAUUACCACCAUUCAGCGCCGAUCAGGGGUACCCACCCUCAAUACCAUCAACCCCGAGGAGGCUGGUCGUCAACUUAAUCCGCUGCCGGCUCUCAUCAGCAAAAUGGAGAAACUCCAAUGCCUAAAGAUCGAUGUAGAGCGCCUCGAGAUAGACAAGUCCCUUUGCGAUGACUUCCAGGAUGCCAUGUGCUCUAGCUUCGAGGCCCUGGGCAACAGCGUGCUCUCCAGUAGCUUACAGAGGCUAAUAAUACUGGGCGGGUUCACCACUCCAAAGGUAUUCUACAUCUUACGUGUAUUCUCGCAUCUACGAUACGUAGUAUUGAACUACUUGUGCUUCCAAGAGGCGCAGCCUCUUAUUACCGGAGAAAUGCAUUUUAAAACAGUUAAGGGUCUUCAGAUCGAGUUAAGUCUUGAUCAAAUAGGAGCAUUGGAACAUUAUCGCCGUGCAGCGCAAUGGUUCCCCAACGUGGAAUAUCUCGAAAUUGGCUGGAGUCGCUGGUCAGAGGACAGUCAAAAAAUGGAGAUCCACCGUACCAACAAAGCUUCGCUCCCAGGGGCUGUGGAGGAAAUUACCUUAGACGUAGCACCUUUGCCUAGGAGAUUAAUAAUCGCGGCGCUUUUUCGACGAGCACCAUGA
This is a messenger RNA of Daldinia loculata, 966 nucleotides long. RefSeq lists its product as uncharacterized. The transcript is spliced from 5 exons. The coding region runs from base 1 to 966 and encodes 321 amino acids. Gene Ontology annotation, molecular function: protein binding. The record is from RefSeq and is a predicted model, not a curated record. Lineage: Eukaryota; Fungi; Ascomycota; Sordariomycetes; Xylariales; Hypoxylaceae.